Messenger RNA from Owenia fusiformis, 2002 nucleotides. The record is from the annotation of a GenBank genome assembly. Lineage: Eukaryota; Metazoa; Annelida; Polychaeta; Sabellida; Oweniidae.
UGAUACUUGCUUUAAGCCAUUGAAUAAACUAAUGCUGUACUUGCAUAAAUCUAAACUCGUGAAUUCUGGUAUCAUGGGAAGUAUGCUUGAGUUAGGUAAAAUCAUUGGCAUUUGAUAUUUGUGAUCACAACUGCGCGGAGUGCAACUAGUCUAGAGUCGGAGGGUCAAAUAAUGCACUUAUUUUAUUUUCACCAACCAAUUGGUAUUGAUUCAUUUUGGAAAAGUGUCCGCAUUUUAUGUGAAGAUGUUUAAUAGUUUUGCCAAACUUCAAUUGGUGCUUCAACUACAGCUGCUGGAUGCUUCAACUGGGAAAUUGCAAUAACUUUUACUUCUCUAUGUGAAGCUUGGAGACUUGUUAUAAUAUUUUGCUGAUCUAACAAAAAGUGAGACUUAUUGGUGCUGAAAGGAGCCAGGGUAGACUAGAGGCAUACAAAGGAGGAUGGCUCCCAGUGUGCAGUUCCAACUGGAAUAAAGAGGACAGCAGUGAUGUGUGUAGCAUGCUGGGAUAUGGUACAAUGAACAAAACAAGUUCAAUAUCCGAGUCAUCACCUAGAUACCUAAUUGUCCAAGAACGCUUUGGUAACAUGUCAGAUUUAAAGUUUGCUAGAACUUGUAGAGGAAAAUAUGUGGUACAUCUUUCCUGCAACUUGGCAGAAUGUGGCACUAAAAGUAAAAACAACCCAUUGGUGCCAUUAAUUGUUGGUGGGAAUCAAGCUCAGUCAGGUGAUUGGCCAUGGCAAGUCGGCCUAGCAUAUUUAGGGUUUGCACAUUUUUGUGGUGGAGUACUGGUUGCGGAGGAAUGGGUGCUUACAGCAGGACAUUGUAUUGAUGUUUUGAGGUCACUUGGUAGAUUAUCAAGAACAUAUAUAUUAGCUGGUGCACAUGUUAGGGGUGCUAAAAGGCAAUGGUCACCAGUCUCUGCUUCUUUUAUGCACCCUGUAUAUGUACCAAGGACAGGAAUUGCUCAAACAAUGGAUAUUGGUUUGAUCAGAUUGGCAAGGAAGUUCAGAAUCACAGAUUAUGUUCGCCCAGUAUGCUUACCUUCAAAGGACCAUGAUUUUAGGGAUGAUGAUUCCCUAGAGUGUUACAUGUCUGGCUUCGGUUAUACCAAACCACAUGGGCCUGGAGCACAGAUUUUAGGGUACGCUAAGAUGGUCAUACAGCCAAAUUGUAGCUGGGCAUAUGAAGGAUGGCUUGAUACUCGCAAUUUAUUAUGUGCUGGUUAUGACACAGGGCACAUCUCCACCUGCCGUGGGGAUAGUGGUGGCCCACUAAUGUGUAGGUCACAUGACAACAAAUGGACUGUAGCUGGAAUUUCAUCCUUCUCGCUGACCACUUGCAUAAGCCAGUAUGGGUAUCCAUCAGCCUUCACAGAAGUUGCUAAAGCUGUACAAUGGAUUGAAAAAACAAUACAAGAAAACAGAUAGACAUAAACUACAUCAUUAUGAAGACUUCCUGCCAAUUUCUGCAGCUAUGAAAAUACCUACUCUAAUUUGUGCAUAUAUAUUAUAACAUUUGAAAGGGUUUCAUUAAAAUGAAUUUCUUCUAUCAUUAAGACUAUAUAUUUCAUCAAUAAAUGUUGAUGUUAUUUUGGAAAAACCAUAUACUGUAAUGUGAGAAUUGUACUUUGCAGUUUGCUUGUAUUCAAAUCAGUAUGUGUAAACAGAAUCAAAAUAUAAAGAAUUGCACAAUCAUAUCUGAGUUAUUUAUUUUUAGCAAGUAACAGGAAACAGUACAAAUUUAGAUCAAUUAAUAUUCUUGUCUGUGUACCAUGUUUAUUGAAAUUAUUACGGUUUUAGAUAUAGUUUUGUACUUAGAAAAGAUAAUACUGACGCAAUGGAAUAUUUAUUUUUAUUUGGUCAAUUAAAAUAUGGCUCUCAUUUUAAAGUAUGUCAUUAGGCUAUGAAAAUAAAAAAAUAAAAUGACAAAAAAUCUUUAGAAAUGUGGUUUGUUUAUUUCGUGGUAAAAUACAUUGAUCAUGUUUCUAAUUGUACUGUGUGCA